UGCAGAGCCCGGCCCGGUGGCGGAGGCGCCGCUGGAGGGGCAGUGCCGAGCCCAGCCCGGCCCGGCCCGGCGGGAGCGGUGCUGCUGAGGGGCCGUGCAGGCCGCGUCUGAUGAGAAAUGGAAAUCUGGCUCAAAGUCAUCCUUCCUGUUGUUGACAUCACCUGAAAACUCCACUGGAAAUAUUUCCACUAGUUUGCUGCAAACAUCACCCUCCCCUGAGGUCUCAAUACCUUGAGCAGUGCACAGAGACCUGCUGUUGUUGUCAACACUGGGAAAAACUGAAGCUGGCAUCCCCAUAGUCCUUCUCCAGAGGUUGCCUUGCAAGACACAGCUAAAAAUGUUCAUCGGGAAAAACUGAACCUUAGAUCCUUAAGAGUCCAAUGGAUGGUAUAGCAAUAACAUCACUGUCCAGGGAGCUGGAAUCCUUCCUUGCCUGCCUGCAUGCUGCUUGAACUGAUCCCAAGCCUUUGUUUUUGAACUGAAGAAACCUGAAAACCUUUCUCUCCUAAUUCAUGAGCCAGCAGGAUGUGGUCGCCGUGCUUUCAGAACGCCUGCUUGUAGCCGCCUACAAAGGCCAAGUGGAGAAUGUGGUGCAGCUUAUCAACAGGGGUGCCAAGGUAGCAGUUACCAAGCAUGGCCGGACCCCCCUGCAUCUUGCUGCCUACAAGGGUCAUCUCCACGUUGUCCAGGUUUUGUUGAAGGCAGGUUGUGAUCUGGAUAUUCAAGAUGAUGGUGACCAGACAGCAUUGCACCGGGCUGCUGUGGUAGGGAACACCGAUGUAAUAGCAACUCUGAUUCAAGAGGGCUGUGCUUUGGACAGACAAGACAAGGAUGGGAACACUGCUCUUCAUGAAGCUUGUUGGCAUGGAUUCAGUCAGUCUGCCAAAGUGCUUGUUAAAGCAGGAGCCAAUGUUCUUGCCAAGAACAAGGCAGGUAACACACCUCUUCACCUGGCUUGCCAGAAUAGCCAUUCCCAGAGUACUCGUGUUUUGUUACUUGGAGGAUCUCGAGCAGACCUCAAAAAUAAUGCAGGAGAUACCUGUCUGCAUGUGGCUGCUCGUUAUAAUCACUUGCCCAUCAUUAGGGUGCUGCUCAGUGCUUUCUGUUCUGUCCAUGAAAAGAACCAGGCAGGGGAUACUGCACUCCAUGUAGCUGCUGCUCUAAAUCACAAGAAGGUGGUGAAGCUCUUGCUGGAGGCAGGGGCUGAUGCAUCCGUUGUCAACAAUGCAGGCCAGACCCCUCUAGAGGUUGCCAGACAGCACAAUAACCCCGAAGUUGCACUCCUGCUCACUAAAGCAUCACAGGUCUCGCGUUUUAACCGUGGGAGAAGCCUGAGGAAGAAGAGAGAGAGGCUGAAGGAGGAAAGGAGGGCUCAGUCGGUGCCACGGGAUGAAGUGGUACAGAGCAAGCAGGGCAGUGUCUCAGCUGCUGAUGACACACCAAGCAGUGACCAGCCCCCAGAGAGGAAGAACAAUCUGAAGGAUAAACCCCGGUCAGCCUCACCAGAUCCCAAAGGGAAAAAGAACAAAAAGAAAAAGCCAAAGGAAAAGGUUUCAGCACUCUCGGACCCCAUCUCCCCAGCUGAUCAGCAGACACUCCCUCAGCCCCAGAAGAACGUGCCUAAGCGCAGAAGUAAACACCACUGCUCCUCUCCACCCCCUCCCCACGAGGUCCGAGCCUACCAGCUCUACACGCUGUACCGAGGAAAGGACGGGAAGGUGAUGCAGGCACCUAUAAAUGGAUGUCGUUGUGAGCCCCUGAUAAAUAAACUGGAGAAUCAGCUGGAGGCAACAGUGGAAGAGAUAAAAGCUGAGCUUGGGACAGUACAAGAUAAAAUGAAUAUUAAGCUGGGCCAGAUGGAAAGCAAAACUCAACAUCAACUCCGAGUUUUGGACAAGCUCAUGGCCGAGCGACUGUCAGCAGAGAGGACAGAGUGCCUUCACCGCCUGCAGCAGCACGCGGAGCUGGAAAAGAGUGAGGGGGAGAAGCGGCAGAUUUCCUUGGUUGAUGAGCUGAAGACCUGGUGCUUGUUGAAGAUUCAGAAUCUGGAGCUCAAGCUUUCUGGAGACUCCAGGUCAUCAAGACCAAAAUCAACUUUAUCCACUUGUGAGUCUCUCACUGAGACCCUGGAUACUGACAACCCCCACAGUGCCAAGGACUGUAAAGCCAACCAGCCUGUGCUGCAGUCAGAGGGCUCCCACCAGCAUUCCUAUAUCACACUUCCAAAUAGCCUCUUGGAAGAUGGGGGAAGGAGCAGAGGCCAGAUGCCAGAACAAAGCUUUGGGCAACACUUUUGCGUUAAACAAGAUGGAGCAUUGGGUACAACCAUGCCAGGUACAGAGCAACAGGUAGUGGCUGGUGGACCAGUUUCUUCUUCUGCCCCUGCUCAAGAUGUCAGGCCAAAGGACAAAGCUGUGAGUGCCAGCACGUUUCACAGGUUCCAGCAGGACCUGCCCUCCUCUGAGCUUUCGGGCUCCAAAUUAAGACACGUUAAAGUUCAAGCUGCUUUGCAGCCUGUGACUGAACCUGCAAAGACUGAACCACAGAGUGGCUACUUCAUCGACAAAGGAACUCAGACGAAAAAGUCCAGCAAAAGUGGGCAGUCGAGGCACAAAGCUCUGCACCAUGCCGGGGCACAGCAGGGCCAGGAGCAGCAGCCCUCGGCCCCGCCUGCCCCUCCGCUCAGAGACACCUCCCAGGCCCUGGAGAUAACCCAGUAUUUCUUCGAGGCCGUUUCCACACAGAUGGAGAAGUGGUACGAGCGGAAGAUAGAAGAAGCCCGGUGCCAAGCGAACCAGAGAGCGCAGCAAGACAAAGCUGCGCUCAAGGAGCACAUCAAAUGCUUAGAAGAGGAGCUGAGCAAAUUAAGGACUAAGGUGCAGAAAGAGAGCUAGCACCUGCCAGGCAGGUGAUCAAGAAACAGGACUCAUUUUCGAGCCUGCUGUAUGAGAAUUUGGAAUAUUGAUAGAUAUAUGUAGUGCCUGUUACAUCCAAACACAACACUCUAUUUCAGGAGUUGAAAUAACUGUGGAAACUCCAUAACUGAGGAGAGUUCAUAUGCAAACUAUAUUGGUAACAAAGAGAUGCUGCAGAUCAGAUCCUUUCUUUGUUAUUUCCAAGAGUCUUUCAAUAUUGCACUCUCAGUUUCCAGAUGCUGCUUGAAACCAAACUGCAUUAGUAACCAAAACUGCUUUCUGAAAAGGGAAUUCCCCUAAUUCCACACAGGACACGGAGUAGAGGGUUCUACUGUAUACCACAUGUAAACAUGUUGUGAUACCAGUACUGAAAUAAAUCCAGGAUGUUUGAAAGCUUUUGACAGAAUUACUUAGUAAUGAAGGGCUAUUGAUCCUAUUUUAGAUACUCCCAGGGCCUCUCUUUAGUCAGUGGAGAGGAACAAAAGAACCCACUCCAGUUAAAAGCCCAGGCAGAUGACAGAUGCAGGCUUCCAGCUAGGAGAGGGCAAGGCACCCAUGGAGGGUGAUGCUAAGGUGACUCAUCCCAUCAGGUACAGAGGCUUCAGCUACCACUUUGCUUUUCUCUUGGUUUUCCAUUAUUAAAACAAAUGCUAAAUGUGAUUUAUUUUUUUAAUGGUGUGGUUACACUAUUUUUGGGGCUGUACUCAAUAAUCUGACUGAGUACUUCUGUUUAGGGCAUGGAUGGCAAGUAUGUUACUGUAACUGUGGUCUAUUUGUUAGGUUGAAUGUUUAUAUAAAUCUUUUUUCUUUCAAGCAGGAAAUAGCUGAAUUGUCUACUAUUGGAGAAGCUUGAAAAAGUCCUUUAGCUAAGGAAGUGAAAGCUUGCCUCCCUGUAUUCAAAUGUUUCUUUUUCUGUAGUCAGGACUUUUUCCCAGGCACCUUGUCCAGACUGUCUGCCUUUGUUCCUCUGAAUGAUUCCUCUUCUGUUUUUUCCCCUUCUGUCUCUAAAAAGGAGACAAAGCCCUGGUGAAUCUACAGGUUUUAGGACAAACAGUCCCACAAAACAGUACUCAACAUUUUACAAGUUUAAUUGAUGUGUUUUGUUUUAAAAUCAGAACUUUCCUUGACCAGUGCUGUCCAUACUGACAGACUCCAAAUAAUCUCAAGGCAUUGUAACUAUGGCAUCUGCAUCCCUUUAGGGUUUCUUCCUUACACAUCUGAGAAGGCUCCAUUAGAUUCUGCUAGAAAAGUAAGCUUAUUUACCAGAUCAUGAUAGAACAACUGUUCAAAAUCAGUUCCAACACAGAAUGGUACUGUUAUGCCAAGAAGAAAAAUACUUUUUUUUCUGUACUGAGGAGCUCUAAAAUCAAUACAAAUUACUUUACAGUGUUGAAAAACUCCAUUCACUAAUGAGUAAUUAAGCUUUUGUCUUCUUAGCAGAUGUAUAAAACAAAAAGAAGUCACAUUAUAUAACAAUAUUUUUAAAAUUCCUAUUAAUGCACUGUCACGACAAGAGAAGUGUAUCUGCAGCUAUGGAAAUACUAGUUUUCUUGCUCCGACUUCUGUAGUCUAAUAUAGACACUUUGGUAUGUUUACAGUUUUGUUUAAGCUACAGUAGGAAUGCAGAAGCAUGCUAUUGAAGUUUUGUAUCACCUGGCUGAAGUUAAUGUUUUGCCAAGCAAUUAAAGUAAGUGUUGCUCAGAAA
Messenger RNA from Catharus ustulatus (Swainson's thrush), 4620 nucleotides. RefSeq names its product ankyrin repeat domain-containing protein 6-like. Gene Ontology annotation, molecular function: protein binding. Lineage: Eukaryota; Metazoa; Chordata; Aves; Passeriformes; Turdidae. The record is from RefSeq and is a predicted model, not a curated record. Bases 513 to 2894 code for a protein of 793 amino acids. The transcript has 18 exons.